UGGAAAUUCGAGACCAUCAAUCAACGACCGGGCCGCUUUAUGAUAAGGGGGAUAUAAUGUAUAAAUUAUUUUAAAUUUGGCGCUAAUUAGUGACGUAAAAGAAGUGAUAAGUCCAAUGUUAUCCUAAGAAACAUUUAGACUACAUGCUUUGAAUGAAAGUUCAGUUUAUAACUAAUACUAACCAAAAUGGAUUAUUGUGGCGUGAAAUAUGUGAUUCUCUUGUGUACAGUUACUGUUAUUUCCUCCUACCCAUCGAAACAGGAAACAACGCCACCAAAUCCGCCGCCCUUACACAUAACGGACAUGGGCAGUGGCCUGGACACCAUACCCGAAGGCCACCCCCAAACAAAAUCCGUGAACUUCGCCUACAACCACCUGACCACCCUUAACGACACCAUCUUCACCGAUAAGUCGUACAAGGCGUUGCACAAGAUCGAACUGUUCGAGAACAAGAUCAGCGACAUCAGCGUCACCGCCUUCCUAGGGUUGAAGCACUUAAAAAUCGUCGAUUUGUCCGAGAACAACAUCACGGCAAUCAACGCGUACACGUUCGAGUUCAAUACGAGGUUGGAGAAGCUGGAUUUGGGGGGCAAUCAAAUCAGCUUCAAACGAGAAUCUCACUUCCUCGUCUCCUACAGUCUGGCAACUUUAAUCCUGAGGAACAACAGGAUCGAAAAUAUAUUCGCCUACAACUUCGUCGGCGUGCCCAAGCUCAAAAACCUCUUCCUCGACUACAACAUCAUCAACUACAUCGAACCGAACAGCUUCAAGCCGAUGAACGACCUGCAGUACCUGUCGUUGGCCCACACGGGCGUCCACAAGCUGAGUCUGAGCAUGUUCCACGACUCGCCGCCCAGGAUCAUUGAUCUGACGGACACGAUAUUGGCGGACAAGUUCGAGCCGCCGCUCAGGAAGGUCAGGAACGAAGCUGUAGGCAAGCUGCUGACCAUCGACCUGUAUGCGUGAGGAUAGAUGGGGAAAUCUUCGUGGUGAAGCCAACGCAAAAGUAUUAUGACGUUCUAUUUAUUCACUGGUUUUGGUGACGUGAAGAUUUUUGGGGCGCCAAGCUGGAAAGUUCAGCAGAGAGGACGUUUUCGUAUUUCGUCAAUAUUUGACAUAUUUAUGUUGUCUGAUUAUUUUAUAGUUGUGCCGUUUAUAUAUACAGGGCGUACGGAUAUCGGUGCAUUACAAGGGAAACAUUUCUGAUGCAAAGUGGUAAUAAAAAAGUGUAGUUUAUAAUAGCAGAAGAGACAGAGGUCGGUAAAAUUAAACAAUAGGAAUGGAAUUAGAAAAUGUCCAAUGAACAAGUUCUUAGUAGUGAAGUGUCAACAU
Messenger RNA from Aethina tumida (small hive beetle), 1332 nucleotides. Its product is annotated as relaxin receptor 1. Gene Ontology annotation, cellular component: plasma membrane. NCBI's taxonomy places the organism in Eukaryota, Metazoa, Arthropoda, Insecta, Coleoptera, Nitidulidae. The transcript is spliced from 2 exons. Gene Ontology annotation, molecular function: protein binding. Bases 187 to 966 code for a protein of 259 amino acids. The record is from RefSeq and is a predicted model, not a curated record.